AUGCGUUAUCGGCGGGCGUGCGCUGCUGCUGCUGCUGCUGCUGCUGCUGCUGCUGUUGUCGUCAUCUUAGCUGCUCUAGGUUCUGAACAUUGUGGUCUUGGUUUGUUCAGGUGCUGUGCUAGCCUGCUAGAUGAUUACAAGCAAGAGCAGCAAAAGGCGAUGAUGAACGAGAUGGUUGGCAAGCUAACGAGCGUGUGCUGGGAUAAAUGCAUCACCAGCGCUCCCGGGAGCAAGUUCAGCUCUGGGGAAUCAACCUGCCUGACCAACUGCGCCCAGAGGUUUCUCGACAUGAGCAUGCUGAUUGCCAAACGCUUCGAGAUGCAGAGAACCCUUCAUAAAAAUGGUGAAGCUGUUCCUUAUGAUCCUAAAUACCAUGAGGAGUGGGUGAGACACAACCUACAUCGUGGUGGUGGCGGCCCAGGCUACCAAGGCGAAGGAAGCGACUGGGACGACCAAGGCAAAGGAAGCGACUGGGACGACGGAAGCGACUCGGACUACCAAGGCCAAGGAAGCGACUGGGACGACGACCAAUGA
Messenger RNA from Miscanthus lutarioriparius, 534 nucleotides. The record is from the annotation of a GenBank genome assembly. NCBI's taxonomy places the organism in Eukaryota, Viridiplantae, Streptophyta, Magnoliopsida, Poales, Poaceae.